Cercocebus atys (sooty mangabey) is the source of this 2317-nucleotide messenger RNA. It is a transcript of the gene TAF1A, whose product is annotated as TATA box binding protein (TBP)-associated factor, RNA polymerase I, A, 48kDa. Gene Ontology annotation, cellular component: RNA polymerase I transcription regulator complex. Lineage: Eukaryota; Metazoa; Chordata; Mammalia; Primates; Cercopithecidae. The record is from RefSeq and is a predicted model, not a curated record. Gene Ontology annotation, biological process: transcription by RNA polymerase I. Bases 834 to 1964 code for a protein of 376 amino acids. The transcript has 10 exons.
AGCCUCCCAAAGUGGUGGGAUUACAGGUGUGAGUCACUGCACCCGGCCUAGAUAAAAGAGCAUUUUCCCUCAUUUUUAUCUAAUGUAAAUGCAAGCAUGUUUUUCUAUGGGAUAAAAUUUCCCCCAUUUUUAUCUAAUAUAAAUGCAAGUAUGUUUUUCUAUGGGAUAAAUUCCCUAUAAGAAUUUAUUUAAUAUAAGUAUAAAUAAAAGAAGCUAUUAUUUGUAUGCUGGCAUAUUGAGUGGUUUACAUUUGGGAUUACAUUUGAACCAGCAUUUUACUUACUGCCCUUAAAUAUGUAUUUUUUUUGCCCAGACUUUUUUCCCCUUGACAGAGAUUCCUUGGCUCCUAAAAUUUCGCUUCCAUUUUUUCUUUCAAUCUAAGUAUCAUCUCAUUUAAUGAUCUCAGUAAAUUCUCAAUAAAUUUUUGUGCUAGGCAGUUUAGGUAGGAGGAAACUGAAUCUCAAAGACAUUAAUUUCGUAAGUGGUGGUAUCAGAAGUCAAAUCCAGGUUUGUCUGAUCUCAAAGCCUACACUUUUAACCACUGAGAUAUAUUUUUUAAAAUGAGACAAUAUAUGUAAAGUACCUAGCAUAGUAUCUCAUGCAUAGUGAGUGUUGAAAAAUAAUAGUGCCUUUCCUCUCCUCAUUUUAGUUUUGCUAGAUUAAUGCACGUGGCUUAAGGCAGAUUUGAAUGAAUGAUACUUCAGAGAUAGUGCUACUUCAUCCCUGCCAUUGGAGGGAAAAGGAAGAAGGAUUUUGCUCAGACAACAAGUGCUUGUUUAAGUUUUGUCCAAGAAGCUCUGCUGAAGCACCAAUGGCAGCAAGCUGCAGAAUACAUGUACAGUUAUUUUCAGACCUUGGAAGAUUCAGAUAGCUACAAAAGGCAGGCUGCACCUGAGAUUAUUUGGAAGCUUGGAAGUGAAAUUCUAUUUUAUCAUCCCAAAAGCAACAUGGAGACUUUCAAUACUUUUGCUGACCGGAUGAAAAAUAUUGGCGUCAUGAAUUAUUUAAAGAUCUCCUUACAACAUGCAUUAUACCUUCUGCAUCAUGGAAUGCUUAAAGAUGCUAAGAGAAAUCUGAGUGAGGCAGAGACAUGGAGACAUGGUGAAAACACAUCUUCCCGGGGAAUAUUGAUCAACCUUAUUCAGGCCUAUAAAGGGCUUUUACAAUAUUACACCUGGUCUAAAAAGAAGAUGGAAUUGUCAAAGCUUGAUAAGGAUGAUUAUGCUUACAACGCAGUAGCCCAGGAUGUGUUCAACCACAGCUGGAAGACAUCUGCAAAUAUUUCUGCAUUGAUUAAAAUUCCUGGAGUUUGGGACCCUUUUGUGAAGAGUUAUGUAGAAAUGCUGGAAUUCUAUGGGGAUCGAGAUGGAGCCCAAGAGGUACUCACUAAUUAUGCAUAUGAUGAAAAGUUUCCAUCAAAUCCAAAUGCCCAUAUCUACUUAUACAACUUUCUAAAGAGACAGAAGGCACCAAGAUCAAAAAUGAUAAGUGUGCUUAAGAUUUUGUAUCAGAUUGUACCAUCUCAUAAAUUGAUGUUGGAAUUCCAUACAUUACUUAGAAAAUCAGAAAAAGAAGAACACCAUAAACUGGGGUUGGAGGUAUUAUUUGGAGUCUUAGAUUUUGCCGGAUGCACUAAGAAUAUAACUGCUUGGAAAUACUUGGCAAAAUAUCUGAAAAAGACCUUAAUGGGAAACCACCUUGCGUGGGUUCAAGACGAGUGGAACUCCAGGAAAAACUGGUGGCCAAGCUUUCAUUUCAGCUACUUUUGGGCAAAAAGUGAUUGGAAGGAAGAUACAGCUUUGGCCUGUGAGAAAGCUUUUGUGGCUGGAUUACUGUUAGGAAAAGGUUGUAGAUAUUUUCGGUAUAUUUUAAAGCAAGAUCACCAAAUCUUAGGGAAGAAAAUUAAGCAGAUGAAGAGAUCUGUGAAAAAAUACAGUAUUGUAAAUCCAAGACUCUCAUACUGAAUUUUAGUUAUUUCACAGUAGUAGCUACACAGUAAGUAGCUCAGCAGAUAGUUAUUGAAUAUGUUUAUGGAGUUAUGUGUUAUGUAUUAAGAAGCUUAUAUUACUACAAAAAACUUAUUUUUAUAUAUUUUUAUAUUUUUGUAUUAUUUAUAGCUAGAGAAACAGUAUUACUGCCUUUGCUCUUUGUAACUUUGUCUGUUUUCUUUUUUGUAAUGUUAAAUGUUACAUUUGUUAAAGAAUAAUUCUUCAAAUGACAAAAUAUUAGAGAAUAUAGUUCUACAGCAGUUAUUGUUUGCAAAUACUUUGCCUCUGGCUAUUGUGUAAUAAACUAUAACUUGUGGUGCUGUGAAAUG